AUGGCCGGUGGGGAGGAUGGCCGGAAGCGACGCUUCGCGGAAGCGGGAGGACGGAGGGACGGGGGAUCUGGUGGUCGCUCGCUGGAGGAGGGCGACCGCAGGGAGGCGGCGGCCGCCUCUAACCGGAGACAUGAUGGCGGAAGCAGGGAGGCCCCGAGGUUUGAGGCUAGUGGCAGCUGCCAGCAGGAGGGAGGGAGCGGCCACAACGGCAACAACGUCGACCAUCAGGGCGACAUGUAUGACCAAUUCCGGGGGAGAGACGGCGAGAGGUAUGACAGGAGCCGGGAGGGCUGGAGCUCUCCACCUCCGUGGUGGCGCGAGCAGCAGCUCCGGGAGGAACUUCACCGUCAGAAGGCCUACACCACCGGAGGGGACCAAGGCCAGGGUAACUGGUCCGGGGCGCCGGCGGGACGCGAGUGCUUCAAAUGUGGCCGGGAAGGCCACUUCCAAUCUGAAUGCGAGUUUGAUCCGCUCGGUGUGCUCUGCAGCAGCGAGGGUCACACCUCGGCCAACUUUCCGUCGAGGGGAAAGGGUUUGCGCCUUCAGACGUUGGGUCACGCCAUCACCGGAGGGGGCUUCUACAACAUCGACGUAGAGCCGCUCAAGGGAGGCAAACACACAGGAGAAGCUUUCACUGCGGUCAUCAAGUUCCUGUCCGCGCCGCUCACGGAGGAGCAACUCUCAGCGGAACUGGAACAUCUGGUGGACGAUAUGUGGGAUUGGCAAGUGCGGAGGAUGUCGGAGACGGAGUUCUCUGUCACCUUCCCUACGCGCCAAACUGGGAGUGGCAAGCUGUACCUACCACUCAGCAAGAAGGAUACUGAGAUUGGGGAGGCCUUCAACACACCAAAGCCAUACCUUGUCCUCCCGUCUACUUGGGUCCGUCUCACCGGGGUUCCAGAAGAUCUGAUGGAGCGUGAGCGGCUGAUGGUGGCCUUUGGGAUGGUGGGCAGGGCUAUUGAUGUUGACGACCUCUCAAUCUUGAAGAGGGAGACUGAGCCGAUUCGGGUGCGAUUCAAUGCCGUUAGCCAAACCGUAUCAAGGGCUCGGUGCAAGUGUUUGUCAAUGGCGAAGGCUUCACCGUGGGGCUCCGAGGGGUGGGAAUGGUGGGGGGGCUGGGGACCCGCCGCCGCCACCACCUCGCGAUGA
This is a messenger RNA of Lolium perenne, 1149 nucleotides long. The record is from RefSeq and is a predicted model, not a curated record. NCBI's taxonomy places the organism in Eukaryota, Viridiplantae, Streptophyta, Magnoliopsida, Poales, Poaceae.